This is a messenger RNA of Panthera uncia (snow leopard), 3556 nucleotides long. RefSeq names its product inositol-tetrakisphosphate 1-kinase (gene ITPK1). Gene Ontology annotation, molecular function: inositol-3,4,5,6-tetrakisphosphate 1-kinase activity; inositol-1,3,4-trisphosphate 5-kinase activity; magnesium ion binding. Gene Ontology annotation, biological process: inositol trisphosphate metabolic process. Lineage: Eukaryota; Metazoa; Chordata; Mammalia; Carnivora; Felidae. Gene Ontology annotation, cellular component: cytoplasm. The transcript has 11 exons. The coding region runs from base 232 to 1617 and encodes 461 amino acids. The record is from RefSeq and is a predicted model, not a curated record.
GCGUGGGCGGCGGCGGCAGCGGCAGCCAGUGGCACGCCGCGCUGAGCGCCGCUCCCUCCGCCCGGGCGCCCGCCCCGGCCCGCCCCUCCCGGCAGGACUGCGCGCCCCGAGUCCCGUUCCGCGUCCCCGCCGCCGGAGGAGGUGCCCGCACGCUCGCGGCGCGCGCCGGGCCGCCACACUCGGCCUGUGGGCGAUUUCCUCCGGACCCGAGCUCCCCGCCCGAGGAGGAAGAUGCAGACCUUUCUGAAAGGGAAGAGAGUUGGCUACUGGCUGAGCGAGAAGAAAAUCAAGAAGCUGAAUUUCCAGGCCUUCGCCGAGCUGUGCAGGAAGCGGGGGAUAGAAGUCGUGCAGCUGAACCUUAGCCGGCCAAUUGAGGAACAAGGCCCCCUGGACGUCAUCAUCCACAAGCUGACGGAUGUCAUCCUUGAAGCCGACCAGAAUGACAGCCAGUCCCUGGAGCUGGUACACAGGUUCCAGGAAUACAUCGAUGCGCACCCUGAGACCAUUGUCCUGGACCCCCUUCCUGCCAUCAGGACCCUGCUUGACCGCUCCAAGUCCUAUGAACUCAUCCGGAAGAUCGAGGCCUACAUGAAAGAUGACAGGAUCUGCUCGCCACCCUUCAUGGAGCUCACCAGCCUGUGCGGAGACGACACCAUGAGGCUCCUGGAGAAGAACGGCCUGGCAUUCCCCUUCAUUUGCAAAACCAGAGUGGCUCAUGGCACCAACUCUCAUGAGAUGGCCAUCGUGUUCAACCAGGAGGGCCUGAGUGCCAUCCAGCCACCCUGUGUGGUCCAGAACUUCAUCAACCACAACGCUGUUUUGUACAAGGUGUUUGUGGUGGGCGAGUCCUACACCGUGGUCCAGAGGCCCUCGCUGAAGAACUUCUCCGCCGGCACGUCAGGCUCCUCCCCAGGACCGUCUCUCGUGCCCCCCGUCUGGACUGGCUCUGGUCGGAGCGGCGGGAGGACUGUCGGGCACACCGGGGCGGCAAGGGGCCUGUGUGCCCCACUAGCGGGAAGGAUGCCAGACCGCGAGUCCAUCUUCUUCAACAGCCACAACGUGUCAAAGCCGGAGUCUUCAUCGGUCUUGACCGCGCUGGACAAGAUCGAGGGCGUGUUUGAGCGGCCGAGUGACGAGGUCAUCCGGGAGCUGUCCCGGGCCCUUCGGCAGGCACUGGGUGUGUCGCUCUUUGGGAUCGACAUCAUCAUCAAUAACCAGACGGGGCAGCACGCUGUUAUCGACAUCAACGCCUUCCCAGGCUAUGAGGGCGUCAGCGAGUUCUUCACAGACCUCCUGAACCACGUGGCCACCGUCCUGCAGGGCCAGAGUGCAGCCGCGGCAGCCGCUGGGGACGUGGCCCCACUGAGGCACAGCAGGCUCCUGGCGGAGCAGGCGGGCAGCCUGGCGGGCGAGCGGACGUGCAGCGCCAGCCCGGGCUGCUGCAGCAGCAUGAUGGGCCAGGACCCACCCUGGGCGUCGGAGGCCGAUGCGGGCGGCGUGGGCACGGGCAGCACCACCAAGCUGCCCCACCAGAGACUUGGUUGCACCGCGGCGGUAUCUCCCAGCUUCCAGCAGCACUGCGUGGCCUCACUGGCCACUAAGGCCUCCUCCCAGUAGCCACGGAGCCCAGGACCUGGAGGGCGGCACGGGCCGCAGAGUGCACCUGCUGGGCAAGCAGCUCCCAGCAGUGACGCUCCUACUAAGAAUUCCCAGUGAUCUGAUUCUUUUUUUUGUUUUUUAAUUUUUAACCUGAUUUUCUGAUGUCAUGAUCUAAACAAGGGGUGGUGGGGGUGGGGGGAGAUGGAAGAGAACCCCAAGUGGCCCAGCCUCGGGGAAGAUGCCUGAUACCUGCUGUGCAGAUGUCUUCACUGGGUUUACACUUGCUGUGUCUUCAACACUAGGUCUGAAUGUGAGGUGGGGUGUGCGUGUGCACGUGUGGCUGCUGUGCGUGUGCACAUCCACGUCUGUUCGUCUCGAUGGCUGCUGUGGACCAGGCCUAGGGGACCCUGGAGGGGGGCCGUCCCGGGUCAGGCUUUUGGCCACUGAACAGAGUGAGUGAGAGGUUCCUCAUCUCUCGCUUUCCUCCAAGCCCCUCGCACCCAGGCCUGGCCCCCUCACUGUUCCCCUCCUGCUGGCGGCCUCCACGGCUUUGUGAGGAAUGGGGCCUAAAGCCCCAAGCAGGUGUACGGGUGUCCCUCUGAAGAGCCAGAGGAAGCCAGAGGCACACCUACUGUUUCCUUGUGGGGGCUUCGUGCAGGGGGUCUGGGCUGUGGUCCGCCUGUUGCCCACUCACAGAAAGGAAGAAGGAAGCUUCCUGGGGGCGGCUAAGGUCCUGAGUUGGCCUCUACUCUCCACGUCCAGCUCCCUGGAGUCCGCCAGGCCCUUCAACUUGUGUCCCAUGCGGCCCUGCAAGGGGGCCUCCCACCCUGGCCAAGCGCCGCUCCCCAGGACCCCGGAGGAGGCUGCCUGGUCAGGAACCCUCGGGCUGAUCUUGCGUGUGCCAAGGAUUUGUGCCGUGACUGUGGACAGAUCAUCCCAGGAGUUGCUGGGCCUCCGUGUCCUUGUCUCUGAUGAGCCGUUGAGACCAGAGACCUCUGAAGGGCAGGCUUGGUGCCCUACACCCUGCGGUGCAGUCUGCCUCUCUGAGAAGUCAGCCCGAUGAGCCUCCCCUCGGCCUCGAGGUGAUUUGGGGCCUCUUCCCCCGGCCAGGUGGGUGGGUGGGGGGGUGCUGCCUGUACGCUUCACAUCUUUUCGCACCGCCCAGCAGGCCCGCCCCACCCUUCCUGCACUCACUGCAAGCCCCAAGCACAGAGCCAGCCAAGUGUGAGGGGAACUGCAGCCCCAGAGGUGAGGAAGCAGUUACCCCUCCUCCGUGAGAGUCCCCCCCAGCCCCUGACGGCAGCUUACACCACCGGCUGACCACUCCGCUCCCGCGGUGCAGGCGGGCAGACCGCCCCGCCCCUCUGCAAAGAAGGGGGCCGGUGAGGGGCUUUGCCAGUCCUGGGACAACGUGAACCUGGGCAAAAUGCAUAGGACCCCCUGAGCAUGAUCUUGUGUCCUGAGACAUCCAUUCACGUUGAGAAAGUGGGAAAGGCGUCCAGGCUGUCGUGCACGGUCCAAUGAGGAUGGCCCGAGAGAGGCUGCUGAACUGGGCACUCAGAGGUACCUUCGGGCCCGGCUCAGCAGGGGCGUGGGGGUCACCCACCUUUGGGAAAGGAAGGACUGGGUGGGGGCCGCCCUCAAGCUGCACUGGGCCUAGGGCGAGGACAGGUGCUGUUGGGACUGCCCGGCUGCCCUGGAAAGGAGGGCCCACCGACUAACUGCGUUUACACGACUUGAGUGUUGAACCCCGAUUAUAAUGUCUGUACAGCGCCUUUCCUAGUCCAUCCCUGAGCCCCGGGGAAGCAGGAAAGCGUGGCUGGCCUCUUGCACUGCUUUGUCUCCAAAAUAAACUACUGAAAUCGAACUGCAUUUCACAUGUGUUUACAAAUGCUGUUGAAAGUUCAUGCCAUUCUCCUGGUCUCUUAAUAAAACAGCUUUACCUUCUUAAAUGAAA